Molecule: messenger RNA, 695 nt
Organism: Rana temporaria (common frog)
Lineage: Eukaryota; Metazoa; Chordata; Amphibia; Anura; Ranidae
Product: cornifelin homolog B-like
Exons: 4
Coding region: 83-442 (119 amino acids)
Cellular component (GO): cornified envelope
Source: RefSeq, a predicted model, not a curated record
GGGGGGAGGGAGGUUAUGCCACUCAAUGAAUGGACUAGUUAGCUAGCAGGUUCUCCUAUUCUACAAUACCUUCAUCUGGAACAUGUCCGCACAGCAAGUUACAAUGACUUACCCAGUGAGCACCCAGCCUCAGAUGGUGCAGCUUAUCAGCACCACAUCGGCCACCAGCAGCUGGAAUUCUGAUGUCUUUGAUUGCUGUGAUGACUUCGGAGUCUGUCUUUGUGGAACGUUCUUCCCGGUAUGCUUGGCUUGUAGCGUGGCCUCAGACUACGGUGAAUGCUGCUGCUUGCCGGUGGUUGGUGGUGGCGUGCUUGCCAUGCGCACAGGAAUCAGGGAACGGCACCGCAUCCCGGGCACCAUCUGUAAUGACUGCGUGUGCCUCACCUUCUGCGGACCGUGUACGCUGUGUCAGAUGAAGCGUGAGCUGAAGGCCCGGAAAUGAGAGGCCCUGCAAGACAAGCUGGAGACGGGAUGAAUGUAUAUACAAAGUUCAGCUUUGCUUUUUUUUAUGUGAUGUAGUGCAUGAGGUUAUGAAGCAAAUUAGUGCUCCCCCCCCCCCCCCCCCCUACAUAGUAUUUGUUUCUUUUCGGCAGCCUCCCCCUGUUUUAACGGUAUGGCCCCUCGUGUUUUUCUGUCUCAUCCAACUUCUGCAUCCUUUUAGUAAAAAAUGAAUUGCAAUGAUGCACUGUAUCUGA